Ilyonectria robusta is the source of this 3454-nucleotide messenger RNA. Its product is annotated as Endonuclease/exonuclease/phosphatase. Bases 281 to 3229 code for a protein of 982 amino acids. Gene Ontology annotation, biological process: phosphatidylinositol dephosphorylation. The transcript has a single exon. Gene Ontology annotation, molecular function: phosphatidylinositol-4,5-bisphosphate 5-phosphatase activity. The record is from RefSeq and is a predicted model, not a curated record. Lineage: Eukaryota; Fungi; Ascomycota; Sordariomycetes; Hypocreales; Nectriaceae.
CCCAACACCAACCCGCAUCCGGAUACCAUCAAGCGUUCAAGCUGGCUGCGGCCCUGUCGUGCGUUGUCUUAUUUUCUCUUCUGGGCUCUUUUGUUGAGUAUAGACGGCAUCUUUAUUUCGGUACCCAUUGUGUCCUGAAGCCGAGCCCGCCGUCUCUGAGGUCUCCCCGUCAAGCCCCCCGCAGGACGUCAUGAUCUAGCGGACCAUCUGCCGAACCACCCACGAUACCGCGAGUCGAAGGCGUCGCAUCUCCUGUUUUCGCUCCUACAGCGCUGCCACGAUGGCGUCCCAAGUCGACGAGCCCUCGGCUCAGCCGGGAACCCCGGAGCCAGCCGACCAGCCAACGACAACGCCGCAGUCUCUCGCCCGAGCGGUCCACGCCAGACGGUCGGAAUACGUGCGCCCGCACCGGAUAAAGGUCAAGAUCGGGACCUGGAACGUGGCAGCGUGCCCCGGCACAGACAAAGACCUUGCGACCUGGUUCACCAGCGGAGAGGGCAUCGAUCAAGACUUUGCGACGCUCGACCUGUCCCAAAACCCCUCGGUGGAGCACACAGAUCCGACACAGCAAGAUGGAGAUUCAGGGCCGUACCGCUUGGUCGCUGGAAAGAACAUUGGGCUCUACGUUCUGGGGCUACAGGAGAUUGUGGACCUGAGCACCACCAAAGAAUACAUGAACCGCGCAGUCUACACGGACAAGAGCGCCAUGGAGAAGUGGCAAGCUGCCUUGGAAGCUGCUCUGCCCCUCGGGUAUGAGCUGAUCACGACUGAGCAAAUGACCGGUCUGCUAUUGUUGGUUUACGCUUCCCCCGAAGUCGCAGCCACCAUCAGCAACGUAAGCACGAAGCAGGUUGGCACGGGACUCCUAGGUUACUUUGGAAAUAAGGGCGCCGUAACGACGCGGCUGCUCUUGGGAGAAACGACUCGCAUGGUCUUCGUGAACUGUCACCUUGCUAGCGGUGCAGGUUCAUCAUAUCUCGAUCGACGAUGCUGGGAUGUAGGGCAAAUCCUCUCCAAGACGCAGUUUGACCCGAUUGUUCUUGCUGGUGUCGACGAGGAUGUGCCCGAGGAAAAGAUUGGCGAGGAGGACCUCGCCUUUUGGUUUGGCGACCUGAAUUUCCGACUUGAUGGAUUACCUGGCGAUGAUAUCAGACGGCUGUUGACACUACACGCUCGCGGCGAGUACGGCGCGAGCGAUGAAACGACCAAGUUGCCACCCGACGGACAAGGAGUGAUUGUGAUGAAGAGCUCCGACAGUGACGACGAUGCCACCAUCAUGUCAUCAUUACACUCUCGUGAAGAGAGCUUUGACUCCACAAGCUCGCUUCCUGAUCCUGACGAUUUCCCCGAAGACCCUAGCCAAGAUCCUACCUCGUUGCAGGCCACCAUCGACUCCCUUCUAUCCCAUGACCAGCUGCGGAGGAUGGUCAAGCAGCGCAAAGUCUUCCAUGACGGCUGGCGAGAAGGCCCUAUCACAUUCCUACCGACUUAUAAAUAUGACGUGGGGACGGUCGGUCUCUUUGACACGAGCGAGAAACAACGUGCCCCAAGUUGGUGUGAUCGAAUCUUGUUCCGAACUCGGACAGAUAAGUUGCAAUAUGAGAAUAAGGUUAGAGAGGAAGAGGAAGCAAGGGUGAAGGACGCCGAAAUGAGGGCUAGGGGUCUCGAGGAGGAUGACGACGUGCUUUUCAGCUAUGACCCAGAUGCAGACGGGGAGGACUUACCACCCAAGGCGACCGAUAUGGGCUCAUACGAUGAGUAUGAUGAGUACGACGAGAACGAAGACCCUGGAACCGAGGAAGUGGUAACCAAAGAGGGAUUCCACGAUCGCAUAGGCCUGGAAAUCUACGCCUCGCACCAACGCAUCUCCUCCUCUGACCACAAACCCAUCACAUCCAUCUUCACUCUGGACUACGACGCUGUGGUCCCGGAGCUCAAAGCAAUAGUGCAUGCCGAAGUAGCCAGGGAGCUAGAUAGAGCCGAGAACGAGGGCCGGCCGGGAAUUACAGUUGUUGUCGAGGGCGGAGGCGGAGACGCCGACAACGUGGUGGAGUUUGGACUGCUUGGACCAUUAGAAAGAAAGACAAGUUCGUUGACGGUGGCAAACACCAGCGGCGUGCCGGCGACGUUCUCAUUUGUCGAGAAGCCGGCCACGGAGGAUGGAGACGAAGCAAUCCCGGACUGGCUAAAGACGACUUUCGUGCUGGCAGACGAGGAUUCCCCAGAACCCCUUGGACACUCUGUGACAUUGGAUCCCGGAGAGACGGUCUUGGUCUUGUUGGAGAUACAGAUAUCAGCGAUACAUCACAUCCGCGCGCUGAACGAAGCCAGCACUAUGAUUGAGGAUGUUUUGGUCCUUCGUGUAGAAGACGGUCGGGAUCACUUCAUCCCUGUGCGCGGAACAUGGAAUCCGACUUGCCUUGGACGGUCCAUCUCCGAGCUCAUACGGAUCCCGGACGGCGGCAUCAGGAGGUUCUUGUUGGACAAAGAGAUCAAGGGAGCGAUCCCAUACGACUCAGCGGUGCAUUGUUCGGCCCCGAAGGAACUGUUCAAGCUUACGGAGGCAGCUCAGACCCUCGUGGAGAGGAGCAUUGCCGAUGCGACGAUGCUACAAGACGCGGCCUUGCCCCGAGAUCUAGGAUGGCCCAUUGACCCUGCGACUUGGAAGUUGGAGCAAGCUGAGAUGCAGCAGUAUCAAAUUGCUUUUAUCGGCGCGCUCGACACGGAUUCGCGACUGAUCGAGUCAUUGCCCCUUGAACUUUCAGCGUCUCGGAAGUUGGAGGUUCUCUGCUCUGUUCUAUUGCUCUUCCUAGAGUCUCUGACAGAUGGUCUCGUUCCCACGCACCUUUGGGCAAAGAUCUAUAUUGCGCUGCCCAAUAUUUCCUCUGUGCCCGUGAACGCCUGGCCCGACACCAAGACGCAAAUCCUCGAUAUUCUGUCCUCGGCACCAAACCACAACAUUGCAUUUGUCUUCUUGACGGCCACGCUGUCGCGCGUUGCCUCGGAUUUGACCCCCGCCACAGCAGAUCCGAAAGCCAUGGGUCUCACGCGCCGGCUGAGUUUCCGGCUCGGUGGGGAAGAUGAGAGUUCAAAGAAUAGAAAGAUCAGGGAGAGGAGGUAUGCGGAGUUGGUGGGCCCGAUGGCAUGUCGAGUGGACAAGAAGGAAAAGGGAGCCACCGACAGGGCGAGGACUGUUCUGGAAAUGUUUCUUCGGAGAGACGAUAGCUAGAAGCGUAGGCACCCAAAGACGAGGGCCCUGCGAGCGAGCGUGCGAGCCUUGUACAGGACGUACGGGAAUCUAUAAUGUUCAUUAGCAGGUUGUAAUAUUUGUACGGAACGACGACUAACAUGGCAGACGGGCGACGUAAACUAGAGACACUGGACAAUCAUUAUUAUAUGGGCCUUAGGGGACUUAUCGUCACAGAAGCUUUAGUUAUGCAAGCAUCGAGUUGAG